Hydractinia symbiolongicarpus is the source of this 1099-nucleotide messenger RNA. Its product is annotated as MIF4G domain-containing protein A-like. Bases 115 to 993 code for a protein of 292 amino acids. Gene Ontology annotation, biological process: regulation of translational initiation. The transcript is spliced from 3 exons. The record is from RefSeq and is a predicted model, not a curated record. Lineage: Eukaryota; Metazoa; Cnidaria; Hydrozoa; Anthoathecata; Hydractiniidae. Gene Ontology annotation, cellular component: cytosol. Gene Ontology annotation, molecular function: translation activator activity; protein binding; RNA binding.
UUUAACACAGAAAGUACACAUACUGUGUGCGGACGUUGCGGAACAACUGCUAUUGAAGGUUGAGCGCCGAGUUUGUUGUUCUUUUCUUUGGGAAAAACAAUCUCCAACCCAAGAAUGGCAACGAUUGGUCGAGGAAGAGGACGAGGAAGAGGCGGUGUUUUAAAAGCAUUGCAAGAUGAAAAGCCAGGACAAAAUGCAUCAGCUUCUCCAGUCUCUGGUGCACAUAGUCAAGCCUCAGGUGCAGGUAGCCCAGUAGCAGUAGCAACUACUAAACUAGAAGCUACAGCGAUUGGCCAGCAUGAAGACGCUACUGCAAAGCUAGAUGUUAUUAUUACGAGCAUGGAAUCAAUGACUGAAUCAGAAAUGUUAAGUAAAAUUCCUUCUGAGAUACAGAAAAUUAAAAGUGCUGACAAUAUGAAAGAAUUUGUAAAUUUACUCUGCAAAAAAUCUUUGAAGGAACCAGACUUUGCUGUGUCAGCCGCAAGACUCUGCAACGAACUGUGGAAUGACAACGAACUGAAGUCCCUAGUAAAAGCACCGCUACUUGCAGCAGUUCAGAAUAAUUAUAAGAAAAGGGACAAAUUUAAGAAAAAGAAAACAGAGAAAUUUUUUGGUUUGUGCGUAUUAUUAUGCGAACUGUAUAAGGUCUUGAGAAUUAAAGAUAGACCACUAUGCCCAUUAACUUCUCCGGUAUGUCAAAUGUUAAAGGAAUUGAUUGAACAGCCUACGCAAAUUUCCAGCGAAGAUGUUUUUUAUUUCUACCAAGAAUUGGAAAGUGUUGGUCAAAUCAUUCAGAAUGAGGACCAGAACAAAAUGGAUGACAUAAUCAACACCGCUCGACAAAUAGCUAUUUCUUCUCAAAAUUUAUCACCCGCAGUUCGAUGUAGGUUGAUACAAUUGAUUGAAUUGCAUGCAGCAAACUGGAAAAUGUCUGACGAACUCAUAGUCAUGUAUGAAGAUCUACAACAAGACCUCCUCUGUCAAGAAUCGUAAGUGGUGGGAAUAUUACUUUGCCAUAAGAAGAGAAUACCAAGCAGAUACCUUGGACGACACCACUUUUAAGUUCUGAAUAAUGGGGGAGGGGUUGUUUUUUUAAUAU